Molecule: messenger RNA, 4575 nt
Organism: Saxophila tyrrhenica
Lineage: Eukaryota; Fungi; Ascomycota; Dothideomycetes; Mycosphaerellales; Extremaceae
Exons: 3
Coding region: 1-4575 (1524 amino acids)
Source: RefSeq, a predicted model, not a curated record
AUGGACGACCCCGACCCCAAGUCCAACAGCAAAGCCCGCUUCAAAAGCAAAUGGUCGCGAGUUUUGAAAUCCAAAGACCCCUCCGAGCUCGAGACCGCUCCCCACCACACCAACUCCUUCAAACUCGACGACGACGUGAACGACUUCCUCAAGCCCUCCACUGAUCGCGCGGCGUCAGCGGCGUCAGCCAAGCCAGCCUUUCCUCCAGCACCGAAGCUCGAUAUUGCGAUCGCGCAGCGCUGGCCGGACGCGAAUGAGGUUCGGCGCGCAAGUGCAGCGACGCCUCAGGGCGCGGGACUGGAUACGCCGAAUGGGUUUAGGAAGCCGAAGAGGCGGAAGGGGUUGCGGGUGGGGUUUGUGAGGCAGGAGGCGGAGGUUAUUGGGGAGGGAGGGGAUGAGUGCGAGGAAGCUACUAUGGAAGUCGGAAAGAGGAGGAAGAAGAAGGGGAUGGGAAGGAGCGUGAGUGAUGCGAGAGCGCUGGAGGGGGCGAGGCAGGCGGCGGGGAGUCGUGGGAGGGAGGAGCAGGAGUUUAGGCCGCCGCCGUUGAGGAGGGCGCAGACGACGGAGACGAGUGAGGUUUCAACGCCGGAGGGAAGGGCGCAGGUUGGCGUUGAGGGUGGCAGGUUUGGGCUGAGUAGGACACCGACGGGUUUCGGGAGCCAGGAUUCACAGGAGGGGGAGACCUCGCCGGAAGUGGAGAGGUUUGAGGAGUUCAAGAUACCAAAGAUUGAUACACGCUUCGCAUGGGAAGAGGGAGGAUCUGGAUCACUCACAUCAGCUAGUCCGAAGGAUCCUCAAGCUCUGGCUGUGCGGAAACGUGAGCUGAGGUCGAACGAAGGCAUGACGUUACGCCGAGCGAGCGCAAUGAUCACCGAGGGCGAUGAUGGUAGAGGCGAGGAGGCGAAAAGGGAGAGUCUUCAAUUUGGCGUGCAGCCCACUCAGCAGCACUACGAUACGCUUUCGAGGCCGGACGCUCCUGAUCUCAUGCCUGAGCCUCGUUCGGCGCUUUCGCCACAAUCUGCUAGGUCGCCUAUGGGGCCUUCGCCUUUCGAUGAUCCGAAGUAUGUUCAGCGGCGUUCGAGAGAGGUUACGCCAGAGCGGGCGCCGCAGGUUGCCAAACCGCAGGGUUUGAGGAAGCCGAGAGAGGCGUACCAGCCGAGUUAUAUGAGGGCUGGACAACAGCAAGCUCCGCCCUCACCACCGACUCAGCAACAACAGUAUCAGGCUCCGCCUCCACCGUCUACUCAGCAGCGUCCGUCAAUACCUGCUCCUCCUCGGGUCCAGCCUCCGCCAGAUGCAGAGUAUACCCAUCCUCCGAGCUACAAGCGUACCUCGCAACAAUUGAAUGAGACCUCAUUACCUACACGUCUUCCACCGGCGCCGUCAGGAAGCAUGCAGCCUCCGCAAGCGCAAUACCAAUCUCGAAGCCGCGAUCCUUCACCCAGGCAAGAUCGCUCCUACGGCAAUACCGCAUCUUCUCAAGCUCAACGAGCCAUCUACUCCCGCCCUAAUGGCUCAAAUGGCAGCUUAAACUACCAACCUCCUUCUCCAAAACACCAACCGCAUUCCCGAAGCAGCUCCCAUGAUUCCCAAUCUUCAUACCAGCAUCCAUCUUCCGCCCUUUCACACCCUCCAGGCGGCUUCUCGGAGCCCUCACCCACGCGCUAUCAGACUCACAGCCAGAGUCCACAGAGCGGGAGUCCGAGGUCCAGUAUGAUCGGCCGGUCUCCUCUAUCACCUUACGGCUCUGUGCCCAGUCCUGGGCAUGCGCAGCAGUCGUACUUUGGUGGGACGAAAGCUCAGCAUGGACAGACUAUGCAGCCAGCGGCUUUGCAGCCUCCUUCGCCUGGCCAUCUGCAGGUGGAGAGCCCCGCGAGUCGGCCGGUAAGUGCGAGCUCGAAUCGGUCGUUCUCUAGGCCACGGCCGCCUCAGGUACAACAGGCGCAGCACGCUCCACCUGCGCAUACCCCGUACGACGAGACGAGACAGCCUUCAUACUCGUCUCAAGCUCAGGCUCAGCACCGAAUGGUAGAUCCAGCAUCACCGGCACAGCAGCCACCGCCGUCAACAGCGCCCACACGACCCUCGGCACAGUAUAUGAGACAAGACUCUCCUUCCUCCCGUCCAAGCUCCUCAGGCAGCCAUGCCUCGCACCACCGGCCCCUCGCUUCUCCUCAACCUCAGCCGGAUACCAACCCGGCCGCGGAUGCUGCGUACGCCGACUUCGCUGCGCGAGUCGCUCAUAUGAAGGGCGUCUUUAAACUCACUUCGGAGAAAGAACGGCCUUCGUCCCGGUGCUCGCCGCAGGCUUGGUUACGAGCGGCUCUAUGGUGGUACAGCAGAGGCAAAGCAGGCUUAGAAGCUAUGAUGGCACAACAACGGCCACGAAGCAGUGACGGACAGCUGCGUGAGAUCCUGGUGCAGGCGCAUGUCGAUCUGGCCAAAGGAUGGUGGAUUCUUACCGACCCACUGAACUGUGAUGAAGAUAGCGAGAUGCUCAACGCUGAUCCUGGAGCGAGGCAGGGAGUCGUGUCACUGCGAAGCCACUUGAAAGCGCUGGCGCUGUCGAUGGGCAAGAAUCAGUUGAUGCCGCCGCCGCAGAGCUUGAUUCAAGGGCAGGAUACGACGAUAUGGGUUGAAUAUCCACGAUUUGCUAGUGGAUCGGCAGCUGUGCUCACGGGUUCUACCAACAUGCAACCGCAAGAUGCACUUCCGGUGGGCGAGUCGAAGGAUACGCACUUCUAUGGCCGCUUUUUCGUCGACGUCUCUAUGAGCACGGAUGAUGCAGGAACGGAUCGUGUCAACUUACCUUGCUUACUUACAGUAAUGCGUGGGAAGCGGGAGUUUUUGACUACCGCCGUGAUCGCGAGUCAGAGUGAGCUGGUCAAUAUCAAGAUCGCUCCAAGAAAGAGCGGCGAAAAGGGAUUGACCUGGCACGACGUCAGCUGGAAGGCUUCUGCGUGCGGCAUGCUCGUGCGUCUACCACAUCAGUAUGAUCUGAUGGUCCGCAUGUCGGAGCGGGACUUUAGAUCGGUAUGGAACAUCGUCGAGUAUGCGCGGAAAGUCGAGCACUGCUUCCGGCCUGAAGAUGGAGAACAGUUGGUGCUCGAAAAGCGACUGGCGGAGAUGCAGCUGGCAGACUCUGCGAACACCGGCGCUUUUCCGGCUGAAAAGGUGAAAGGUGCUAUAGCUGCUCUGUUUGAGAGGACAGAGACGAAUGUGCAGGGCGGAGUAGAGAGGAAGCUACACCGUGGAUACCGGUUGCUGCUUGUCACAGAUCCAAAGCACAAGGCGUUGGCGAGUACGAGCCAUGAGAUCGGCGGACGAUACCCGCUGCUGUUUGAGUUCAUUACCGACUCGGCGGCUGGCGGUAUGGCGGCCAUCGUGCUGAGGACAAGAGAGAAGCACCGGCAAAGCAGGAUUCUGCUCGUGUUCGGGAGUGUGGAGGGAAGACAAGAGUUCUAUGAUGUGCUUAAUGGGCUUACUGUUGGGCCGGAUGAACUUAUUGUCGGCAAGAUGGAGCUCGCUUCGAUGAACAUCGAGCCUGCUGGCAGCCAAGCACCCGAAGGAGGAGCGCAGCAACUGCCUUCAGCGCUGCAGUCGCUCCAGUGGCAGAAGUUGGGCGUCACCAACGCCCUACCAGACGAAGACGAUCAUUCCGCCCACCAGUCUUCCACAGUCGCCUCCUCAAGCCUCCGCAUCAUCGCUCGCCACGCCACCGGCAGCAUCACCGAUCGCCUCAACCUCAGCAAAGGCGAGCUUCUCCUGCGUCUUCCAUGCACUUCCAGCCCGACAAUCCAGAUGCUCCGCGCUCCGCAAGAGGACAUCACCAUGUCCCUUGACACCCGCCAUACUCCUGGCCCAGCCCUCGAAGCCCUCUCCGACAUCCACCACACCGUUCGAACGAAACCGACCAUCCGCUCACUCACCUUCCCGUCUUUCGAAGAACUCCACGCUUUUCAGUCUGCAAUCACGGGCUGCACGAUCCGCUUCGACGCCCUAGCCGCCAGCCUCUCCAUCGCGCGGAGGAGGAUGGUCGUGCCCAUCUACAAGAAAUGGGAGGCCUCCAUCAUCCGCCUCCAAGUCGUCACGCGCCAGAACGUCGUCCAAGUUAUCGCGUGCAUGGAAGGGUUCAGCCAUGCAGAAGCUCUGUGUUUCCGGGUCAUGAGCACGGAUGUCUUUGAAGCGUGCAAGAUGGGCAAGAGGUUUGGGUUGAGGUUGGUAGAUGCAAAGUUUGCUCUACCUCCCGAAGAGGAGAAACCGAAGGAGAAGAAGGGCGAGAAGGGCGAUGUGGUAGUCGUCGAGGAGAGUGAGGAGAAAAGAGAGGAGAGGGUCCGAAGGCGUUUUGUGAAUCUGGAGGGGUUGGAGUAUAUGAGUGAGCAUGAUGAUAUUACGGUUGGGUUUGAGACGGUGGAAGAGCGCGAUGGGUUUGCAGAGGCUUUGCCCACGCCUGCGACGCACAGCGUUCGGCGUUCCUUGAUUUUGAGAAGCUCUUCGGCUCGCUUGCCCGAUUUCGGUCGACGCGAAACCGCACAUUGGUGGGGCAUUUUACGCCCUACGGAGCUCAAUGCGUAA